AUGCAUUCCAUUGAAUCCAUCCCAGAAAGUGAGUACUUUAAAGCUGAAGCUCACUUGUACAGAUACAUUUAUAGUCACAUUAAUGGCACAGUUCUCAAAUGUGCUGUUCAGUUGGAUAACCUAGACAUAAUCCACAACCAUGGCCAACCCAUUGCUAUUCCUCAAUUGAUCUCCAAACUAGAAGUUCACCCAACCAAAACUGCCUGUGUGGAGAGGCUUGUUCGCUUCUUGGUGCACAAUGGCUUCUUAUUAGAAACCAAAGUGAUCAAUGAAGAAGAAGAAGAAAAUGAGGCGUACACUCUUACUCCUUCUAAAUUACUUGUCAAAGACUUUAAAUCAAUCUUCAAAGGAUUGGAAUCCAUAGUUGAUGUAGGAGGCGGCACAGGCACCACAUGUAGAAUCAUCUCUGAAGCAUACCCUAAUCUGAAAUGCAUAGUGUUUGAUCUUCCACAAGUUGUUGAAAACUGUUCAGGAAGCAACAACUUGAGUUUUGUUGGUGGCAGCAUGUUUGAAUCCAUCCCUUUUGCUGGUGCGGUUCUUUUAAAGUGGAUAUUACAUAAUUGGGAUGAUGAAAGUUCUAUGAAGAUAUUGAACAAUUGUAAGGAGGCAAUUACAAAGAAAGGCAAAGGAGGGAAAGUUAUAAUCAUUGAUGCAGUGAUAAAGGAGAAGGAAGAUGACGAUAGCAUGACGCAAGUGAAACUCUUGUUUGACAUUUCGAUGAUGAGUACUCUCAAUGGGAAAGAAAGAACUGAGAAAGAAUGGAAGAAGCUUCGAAGCUGCAGCUUCAAACAUUACAAGAUUACUCCUCUUUUUGGUUUUAGGUCCAUUAUUGAAGCUUAUCCUUAA
Molecule: messenger RNA, 846 nt
Organism: Prosopis cineraria
Lineage: Eukaryota; Viridiplantae; Streptophyta; Magnoliopsida; Fabales; Fabaceae
Product: isoflavone 4'-O-methyltransferase-like
Biological process (GO): methylation
Molecular function (GO): S-adenosylmethionine-dependent methyltransferase activity; O-methyltransferase activity; protein dimerization activity
Source: RefSeq, a predicted model, not a curated record